AUGGGCGAGCGGUUAGGAGUCUUGUCUCUUCAGCAGCCGUGCGAGUACAAGACGCCACGCUGGAAGACUGAUAGUGCUUUCCUGGAGCGCUUGAUGAGGACCGAACACUUGGCGCACUUCCCGCGCUACAUUCCCAAAUACAACCAGCCAUCCAGAUUCCAAUGGAUGGUCAAGAUGUUCCUGUUCGAGUGGACAGAUCGCCGUUUUGAGAUGUUGUUGACAAUAUUCACGUUUGCUUCAAUUCAAAUCUACGGGGAAUUGGACAAGCACGAGGAUAUUACUCAGGUCGACUGUGAAACAUUAGAGCAAUGGGCCUUUGUCAUUGAGCAGGGAAUUUGGUAUAUGGACCAGGUGGAGGCAAAGAAAGAAGAGCGCUGGAUGAGCGACGAGGAAAUGAUUCAAUGCCUUCAACAGAUGGAUAAAAUGCCGGAGCCAUUUCCGAUUACUUGGCCGGGGUGUAGUCGGGCAACGGUGCCCAAACGCCGCGACACUUUUGAUACCAAC
Molecule: messenger RNA, 504 nt
Organism: Mesorhabditis belari
Lineage: Eukaryota; Metazoa; Nematoda; Chromadorea; Rhabditida; Rhabditidae
Source: the annotation of a GenBank genome assembly